Messenger RNA from Oldenlandia corymbosa var. corymbosa, 2777 nucleotides. The record is from the annotation of a GenBank genome assembly. NCBI's taxonomy places the organism in Eukaryota, Viridiplantae, Streptophyta, Magnoliopsida, Gentianales, Rubiaceae.
CUCUACUAUAUAUACACAACUACAAUUCAUUCCAUCCAAUUUCAGCAACAAUUUCAUCGGAGUGUUCAAUUCAUACAACACUCAGCCCAGAAACUAAACAAUCUGAAAGUUCACACUUCAUAGCUAUGGCCAAUAUAGAUUGUCCAUUUCCACCAGUAGACAAAUGUGAAUCCGUUGGGCGCGAAAACCAGGCCGUAGUAGCUGAUAUGGAUGGAACAUUACUCAUAGGGCGCAGCUCAUUCCCUUAUUUCGCACUCGUCGCGUUUGAAGCUGGUGGAAUUCUUCGCCUGAUCCUCUUGCUGCUGGCCUCUCCCGUUGCGGGAAUCUUGUACUAUUUCAUCUCUGAAUCUGCAGGUAUUCGUGUACUUAUAUUCGCGACCUUUGCUGGGAUGAAGGUCUCGAGCAUUGAGUCAGUGGCACGUGCUGUCUUACCCAAAUUUUAUUCUAGCGAUUUACAUCCAGAAACAUGGCGUAUCUUCUCGUCGUGUGGGAAGAAAUGUGUACUAACAGCAAAUCCUAGGAUUAUGGUAGAGCCAUUUUUGAAGGAAUAUUUAGGCGCAGAUAUGGUGUUAGGAACAGAGAUAUCAACCUACAAGGGUAGAGCUACAGGAUUAGUAGAUGGCCCUGGUGUACUUGUGGGCAAAAACAAGGCCGAUGCCUUGAAAAAGAAUUUUGAAGCUGAAUCAUCCCCCGACAUAGGCAUUGGUGAUCGAAGAACAGAUUUUGCAUUCAUGGCUCUUUGCAAGGAAAGCUACCUAGUUCCAGCUGCCCAGGAAGUUCAGCCAGUGAGCCUUGACAGGUUGCCAAAACCAAUAGUUUUCCAUGAUGGUCGGCUUGUCCAGAAACCAAGUCCUUUGAUGGCACUUUUAACCAUUCUCUGGAUACCAAUUGCCUUCCCCCUAGCCUGCCUGCGAAUUGCUGCCGGGGCACUCCUGCCAAUGUCACUAGUCUAUUAUGCUUUCAGGGCACUUGGAGUCCGAGUCAUCAUCAAAGGAACACCACCUCCACCAGCACAAAAAUCCUCAGGCCAAACUGGUGUCCUGUUUGUUUGCUCCCACAGAACACUUCUCGAUCCAAUCUUUCUUUCAGCUGCUCUUGGCCGUCCAAUUCCAGCAGUCACAUACUCGCUUUCACGCCUCUCAGAGAUCAUUUCACCCAUCAAAACAGUGAGACUCAAUCGCGAUCGUGUCAAGGACUCCAAGAUGAUCAAGAAUCUCCUACAGGAAGGAGAUUUGGCAAUAUGCCCUGAAGGAACAACUUGCAGGGAACCAUUUCUACUGAGAUUUUCAGCAUUGUUUGCCGAGUUAACAGAUGAGCUGGUUCCUGUGGCAAUGAACAACAGGAUGAGCAUGUUUCAUGGGACAACUGCCAGAGGCUGGAAAGGAAUGGAUCCCUUCUACUUUUUCAUGAAUCCUAGCCCUGUUUAUGAAGUAACUUUUCUGAACAAAUUGCCUCAAGAGCUGACUUGUGGUGCCGGAAAACCAAGCCAUGAUGUAGCUAACUAUAUCCAGAGGAUGAUCGCCUCAACUCUAUCCUAUGAGUGCACCAGCUUCACUCGAAAGGACAAGUAUCGAGCUUUGGCAGGAAACGAUGGUACUGUCUCGGAAAAACCUAAACUUGCUGCAGCAAACAAGAUCAUGGGCUGCUAAAAAAUGCAACUGACCUGUUCAAUUCGCAUUAAAGGAAAGGAAAGAAAAACUUUUCCUAGGGGGAAACAGGGAAAAGAGACGGCCAUCAUGCAGCUAAAGCUACUAGAACCCCGAGACCCUAUCUACUACUAUGCACAUAAUGAUUAGGAAAGAGCGAAUCAUCAAAACACUAGGUAUCCGCACCAAGUUUUGCCUAUGAGCUUCUACUACUUAAAACAAAAGGCAUGUAUCACAUCAGAAGUUCAGAAUUUUGCUCAAUAUAUCAUAUCAAAUGAUGAACCCCCCUAGUGAUAGUAGAUUUAGUUGCUGCUUAUGAAGAACUGAACUUCGUAGAUAAGAACAAUCAAAGUCUUGACUUCUACCCUUUGGAAUAACACAUUUUCCAUCCGUCACAUAAUGAAAAUAAUAAUAAAAAUUGAAAAAAAAAAAGAGGCUGAAUUUUGAACAAUUAAAUCAUCAUGACAUAAUGAUGAGCACAAAUUAACUCGAGUAAUGUUAAAUCACCAAACAUUCCACAAGAAAAUGGGCAAAAACUAAAGAACUGUAAAAUCAUAGAGAGAUUUUAGUUUGGAAAGAAUGACAACUUUUAAGGCUCAGAUCUGUAUAUUGUAACUACCAGACUGAGACAACUAACCCAGGCCAUGGCUGUAAAAUUGAACCCAGUUGCACAGAUGAACCGUGCCAUCAGGGUUUUGCCCUGCCAAGAUACGGGUCGGAUUGUCUCAAGUGCCGGAAUUCAUUCUGCUCAGAAAGAGUAUCCAGAAAAAAAAAAAAAAAAAUCAUCACAGCCUCUUUUUCCCAUCAAAGAUCGUCAUCAAAACAACCAUCUCAACUCCAGUUUAAGAUUUUAGUCUAAUUAUUAUCAUCAUCAUCGUUUAGAAGGGCUGUUGGUCGGAUCCCAAACGGGGUAAAUCAUUGACUAACAGAGGGGGGCAACCACCCUUUCCAAAAUCCCAAACCCAUACUGUUGCCUCAUUCUCACAAAACCCCACCGAUAAAAGUGGAACGGUACAGAGAAGAUUAGAAUGGCCCCCGCGCAAGGAUGAUACUCACAAAUCGAGGAUCCUCUUUAGGUCUGUCUUGGCUAUAGAGAUCGGAGGAGGAAAUCAAAGUGCGGGUGGAUUUUCC